AUGCAGCUGCGCAGCAUCCUUGCCAUCGCGUCGGCCAUGGCCACGUCGGUCGCCGCCGGCCUCUGCAACGCUGUCCAGCCCGUCUCGUACUCGGAGGCAACCAAGAACGCCGCCUUCAUCCCGGCCAUCAACGAGCUCAAGAAGCACGCCGUCGGCAGCUGGUACUCGGACCGCGCCCACGGCGACCAGAUCGACGCGCUCAUGAGCCAGUGCGGCAACGACAUCCCGGUCAUC
This is a messenger RNA of Saprolegnia parasitica CBS 223.65, 234 nucleotides long. RefSeq lists its product as hypothetical. The transcript has a single exon. The annotation marks the transcript as partial. Lineage: Eukaryota; Oomycota; Saprolegniomycetes; Saprolegniales; Saprolegniaceae. The record is from RefSeq and is a predicted model, not a curated record.